Syzygium oleosum is the source of this 1083-nucleotide messenger RNA. RefSeq lists its product as uncharacterized. The record is from RefSeq and is a predicted model, not a curated record. The transcript has 4 exons. NCBI's taxonomy places the organism in Eukaryota, Viridiplantae, Streptophyta, Magnoliopsida, Myrtales, Myrtaceae. The coding region runs from base 412 to 963 and encodes 183 amino acids.
AGAUUCAUGGAUGCUACGUAUGUUGUGAGGAAACUUAAUAAAAUAAUCAAUAACUGUUGAAUGGGGCAGUAUAGUAGUUGGACCACCGCUCCAAAAGAAGUAAAGGAAUUGUGGUGGAAUUAGUUCAAGCGGAAGUUCAGGUGGGAUGAAGUGGAAGAGAAAGAAGUUAGAAGAAUUUUUAAGAAGAAAGCCGGUGAUCACAUGCGAAAUGUGAUAAAUAGAGCAAAGAGAAGUCAAGAAAAGCCGGAUUUUAUUACAGCUAACAAUUAGACGGAAAUUAAGAGAACUUGGGACACCGAAAAGCAUAAGCAAAUCAGUGAAAUAAAUAAGAAGAAUCGAGCUUCUAGUUCUAGUGAAGGGUCUGCCACAAAUGCUGGGGGCUCUAUCAACAUCGGGGAGCAUAGAAAAAGAAUGGCAGAUGAAUUGGAGACGGAACCAACAUUUAUUGCUACAUUUGAACGCAUAUUUCAGAAAAAAGAUAAGACAUGGACUAGCAAUCGAGCAAAAGCUAUUAAGGACAAAUAUAAUGAACUUGUAAUGAGCACUGCUGCUAGUGGUGGUGAUGGUGAUGGUGUUGCUGCGUCCGAGCCAUCGGUUGACAAUAUGGCAUUAUGGGUGGAGGCAUUGGGUGGAAUGAGAAGAGGUCAAAUAUUUGGGAUGGAAUCCUUGUCAAGGAUAUACACAAUGCCGGCUGCUGCAACUUCAUCCUCAAAUGCGACUUUUUUAAGGAGGUCACAACACGAGGAGCAAAUGACCCAAGAAUUGAACCAACUGAAACAUUUACUUGUACAGAAGGACGAAGAAAUAAGAGGAGUGAAACAACAUUUGCAAUUAAUCAUGCGACACCUCAACCUCGAUCACGAUGACGUUGCUCCUGUACCUCCCACUAAUCCAGUAGGUGAUGGGCACAAUGAUGAGCGACACAAUGAUAAUGAGAUUGCUGAUGAUGAUGAUCCUUGCUAGUUAAAAUUUCCAAACUUGAGGGUAAGCUUGCUUCAGCAUUAUCUAUUUAUUUAUAGGACAAGUUAUUAGUUGUUGCAUUUGUUCAAUGCACAUGUAUCGAUUCUGUUAAAAGUUCAACAA